This is a messenger RNA of Didymodactylos carnosus, 645 nucleotides long. The record is from the annotation of a GenBank genome assembly. NCBI's taxonomy places the organism in Eukaryota, Metazoa, Rotifera, Eurotatoria, Philodinida, Philodinidae.
AUGAAUAGCAACGUCGAUCUUGCUCCGAUGCCAUCAAUCGCACCAUCACCAAACGAACCGCUGAUUGAUAACAAUGAUAUUACUCAUUCUCAACAAUCAGUUAGUAGUAAUUCAAGUAGUAAAGUCACCAGAUCGGUUGCGGAAGCAGCAGUAGCAACAAUAACAUUAUCACCACGGUCACUUCCAUCACAAUCAUUUAAUAAUUUUCUCUUAGUCUCAACAGAAAACGAAAAUAAAAUAGAAUUAAAUUCAGCAAUCAAUUUGAAUUUAAAUGCAUUGGAAGAAAAUGAAAAUAUUAUGAAUUUAAAUACAUCAGAUAAUCAAAAUCAUCGUCAACAAGAACAACUACCAUCGAUACCAUUACCACCAACAGUUAUAACUCAUGACGUUAAUACAACAGACGAUGAAGCUAAAGAAAAUUUAUGUAUUAUCACAGAAGAAAUAAUUUUUAAAAAAAUGCUUUUUGAUCCACCAACAAAAGAAUGGAUAAUGAAACAACUUACUGAUCUUAAAUUAAUUAGAACUAGAAGUAAUUUACCAUCUAUAGUCAUUCCAAAGUAUGGAGUUCAACGUGAUAUCACUAUAAAUAGUAGACCAGUUAUCAUCAAAGAUAUUAAAUCAGAUGGAAAUUGUUUAUUUCGGUAA